AUGACUUGUUUGAUACCUUGGAUCAAAUUCCCCAAGGGAGGAGGCUCUCCCUUUCCAUCUUCUGACUCACGUAAUGUGUCUUUUGAAACUAGGAAAUAUGUCCCCAUUUGCUCAGUAAAGCAGUACCGGGCCUACCAGGAGGACUUCAGUGCAGACUACACCACAUACCGCCACCUCCAUGACAGGAUUGGGAGUGUGAGCACGAGGUUUGUCCAGCUGGGCACAAGGCUUAGGCGAAUGCAGCAAGGAACCAAGGAGUACAAGGUCCUAGAAGAUCAGAUUUUGCAAGAAUACAGGCACUUCAAAAAGGUGUAUCCUAACUACCAAGAAGAAAAGAGGCACUGCGAGUAUCUGCACCACAAGCUCUCCCACAUCAAGGCUCAAAUCCUAAACUUUGAGCAGAAUGUCCCUUCAGCUGGGCAGAGGGACUGUGGCGAGAGGAGAUGAUGAGGGCAGCAUCACCUGCAACUCCUCACAGCAAGCACAGAGGGGCUCUAGUGUUUCACUGCAACUGCUUGCUCUUGGAGUGAGCUUUGUACAGCUUAAGAACAGGCCCGCUUA
Messenger RNA from Lacerta agilis (Sand lizard), 561 nucleotides. RefSeq names its product elongation factor for RNA polymerase II 3 (gene ELL3). The coding region runs from base 1 to 447 and encodes 148 amino acids. The record is from RefSeq and is a predicted model, not a curated record. Gene Ontology annotation, molecular function: cis-regulatory region sequence-specific DNA binding. The transcript is spliced from 4 exons. NCBI's taxonomy places the organism in Eukaryota, Metazoa, Chordata, Lepidosauria, Squamata, Lacertidae. Gene Ontology annotation, cellular component: transcription elongation factor complex. Gene Ontology annotation, biological process: snRNA transcription by RNA polymerase II; positive regulation of transcription elongation by RNA polymerase II.